AUGCGCAUUCGGCGUUUCGGCUGGAAACUUCUUGGCUGGAGUGUUUUGCUGAGAGGAAAAGAGACCGAUGAGUGGGUAUGGACGGACGAGCAACAGAGGGUGUUCGACAAUUUGAAAGGUUACUUGGCAAAACCUCCGGUUAUGACUCCUCCAAAGCCGAAUAAGCCUUUGUUGCUAUACCUAUCGGCUGCACACGAAUCCCUGGGAUGUAUGCUCGCCCAAGAGGACGAUGGGAUCGAGAGAGCAGUUUACUAUUUGAGCCGAGGACUGACGGACACGGAAAUUGGUUAUACCGACAUAGAAAAAAUGUGUCUAUGUCUGUACUUCACGUGUUGUAAGCUGCGAUACUAUAUGUUGCCGGUCGUAGUGUAUGUUUUGUCGCAGACCGAUAUCAUUAAGUACAUCUUAUCAAAACCAUACUUAAGGAAUCGGAUUGGAAAAUGGGCGAUUGCAAUGUCCGAAUUCACAUUGGUGUAUGUUCCCCAAAGAGCAGUAAAAGGACAAGUGUUGGCAGACUUCUUGGCCGAUCACCCUGGUAUUACCCUCAAGGAAGAAACAGUCACGUUCUUCGACAUCGCCGUGUGGAAGAUGUGGUUCGACGGAUCCAGGACAAGCCAGGGGGCAGGCGCGGGAGUACACAUCGUCACGCCCUUGGGGGCAUCCUACCAAUUGUCAUUCAGACUCCAGUUCGAGUGCACCAACAAUCAGGCAGAAUAUGAGGCCCUCAUAUUCGGUUUUGAGAUUUUAGCCGAGCUAGGGGCAAGGGCGAUCAGUGUAAAAGGAGAUUCUUUGCUAGUCAUUAAACAAGUGACAGGAGAAUUCAAAUGCGAGUCCGAGCUGUUGAUAAGGUAUUGCAACAAGGCGAAACACCUGAUCGAAGGCUUUCAGGAUACGAGGAUAGAAUACACAGAGAGGGCCGAUAACGGCGUUGCAAACGACCUAGCUCAGCACGGUAGUGGUUACAAGGUAAACCGAGAGUUCGACGCCAUAAAGAGGGAAACACCGAAUCUCCACACCGGGGGCAUCACGAUCGACGAAAUACAAUUCUCGGUUUACCAGCGGGACGUCACCCAAGAUUGGAGGGACGAGCUCCUUAAGUGGUUCGAAAAACCAGACGCCACGAAUAGGAGGUUGAGGACUUUAGCCCUUAAUUACGUUGUCUGA
Mercurialis annua (annual mercury) is the source of this 1164-nucleotide messenger RNA. RefSeq lists its product as uncharacterized. The transcript is spliced from 2 exons. The record is from RefSeq and is a predicted model, not a curated record. Lineage: Eukaryota; Viridiplantae; Streptophyta; Magnoliopsida; Malpighiales; Euphorbiaceae. Gene Ontology annotation, molecular function: nucleic acid binding; RNA-DNA hybrid ribonuclease activity. Bases 1 to 1164 code for a protein of 387 amino acids.